AUUACUUUAUGGAUUUUGAAUAUUUUGAUAAAUAAGAUGAUGAUGAUGAUAUGAAUGUUGAAUUUGAUGAAGAAGAUAUCAAAUACAAUAUAGAAGAUUCAAAGAAACCAAUCGAAAAAGAAUUGGAUGAUUCUGAAAUUUCAUAAAUAGAAUUAAAAAUCAAUAAGAUGAAAGAAGAGGAAUAAUAUUUUGAUCAAGAUUCAGAUGAAGAUACUAAAAAGAAAUUGACCUAAGCUAAAGAGUGGAAAAGACAUUUUGGAAACUAUAUUCCUUUAAUUUUUAUAAAUGAUGAACCCAUAUUUGCUAUAAGUCCAUAAUGGAUAAUCAAUCUAUUUGUAAUAAUUGGACUAUUUGUUAUUACAUAUUUCCAGUUUACAAAACCUAAACAAAAGACCAUUUAAUUUUGCAUAACAAUCAUUAUUAAUGUAUUAGAACUUUUAGGUUAUAUUAUUGCUGCUCUUAUCAAUCCUGGAAUAAAUACUUCCCUUUAAGAGACUUAUAAUAAACAUAAUAAUUGUUAGGUAUUUUAUAUGUAUUAUAAAAGAUCUGUGAAAUAGUUCAUUAUCGAAAAGACACUUAUCAUUGUGAGACUUGUAAUGUAUGUAUAAGAGAAUUUCAUCAUCAUAGCAAUUUUUUAGGAAGAUGUAUUGGAUAAGGUAAUUUAUUUUAUUACUACCUCAGCAUCCUAUUUUUGCCUUUAUUUCUAAUCAAUCUUAUAGUAUUAUAUGUGUUUUGA
Messenger RNA from Paramecium primaurelia, 736 nucleotides. Lineage: Eukaryota; Ciliophora; Oligohymenophorea; Peniculida; Parameciidae. The record is from the annotation of a GenBank genome assembly.